Messenger RNA from Pseudocercospora fijiensis CIRAD86, 7169 nucleotides. RefSeq lists its product as uncharacterized. Bases 197 to 6616 code for a protein of 2139 amino acids. NCBI's taxonomy places the organism in Eukaryota, Fungi, Ascomycota, Dothideomycetes, Mycosphaerellales, Mycosphaerellaceae. The record is from RefSeq and is a predicted model, not a curated record. Gene Ontology annotation, molecular function: glutamate synthase (NADH) activity; iron-sulfur cluster binding; FMN binding. The transcript has 4 exons.
CAGAGAGUGGCGUUCGCUUAUCAGUCAUCAGUUCGCGACUUCGGACCCCAUUUCAACCCUCAUCCACCCUCGACACUCUCAAUUGGAAUCCCGCGAUUCAAUAUCACACACACAUACAGCGCUGUCGACGCACGAACCCCCGAUUCCCGAAAAGCAAUCAACUACUCCUGGAACCACUCGGCUUCACGCCCAUAGAAUGGGUCGAGUCUCCUUCGCCGACGAUGUAAUCGAGCGCACCAUUGACGAACAUGAAAUCGAGGAGGAGCCAGUGAAGGUAUAUGAGUAUCAGAACACUCCGGAGAACAAGUCUUGGGCCGGCGCUCUCCCUCUCAAGCAGGCUCUUUACGACCCAGAGCUCGAGAAGGAUGCCUGUGGUGUAGGUUUCGCCGCCCAUAUCAAGGGCAAGGCGAGCCACAAAAUCGUUACUGAUGCACGAAACCUUCUCUGCAACAUGACCCAUCGUGGUGCCGUGGGAUCUGAUGCAAGAGACGGAGAUGGUGCUGGUGUAAUGACAUCCAUCCCUCACAAAUUCUUUGUCAAGAACUUUGAGCGCGAGCAGGGCAUCAAGCUCCCAAAGAUGGGCAAGUACGCUGCAGGAAACGUAUUCUUCAAGCCUGAAGAAGAGGCUCUGAAGGAUACUCUGGACAAAUUCGAGGAUAUCGCCGGCGAACUCGAUCUGCGAGUGCUCGGAUGGCGAGAGGUACCAAAAGACAGUACCCUCCUCGGUCCAGCUGCAAGCUCCCGUGAACCAAUUAUUUUGCAGCCAUUCGUGGUACUGAAGUCGGUCUACGGUGACGGCAAAGAACCAAAGCCGGACUUUGACGACAAGUUCAACGAGCAGACAUUUGAGAGGCAGCUGUAUGUGCUCCGAAAGCGUGCCACCCACGUUAUCGGCUUGCACAACUGGUUCUACAUUUGCUCGCUCAGCAACAAGAACAUUGUCUACAAGGGCCAGCUUUCCCCAGUCCAGGUCUACGAGUACUACCACGAUCUGGUCAACGUCGAUUACGAAGGUCACUUUGCUCUUGUGCACUCUCGUUUCUCGACCAACACCUUCCCCUCAUGGGACAGAGCCCAGCCACUCCGAUGGGCAGCACACAACGGAGAAAUCAACACGCUUCGAGGAAACAAGAACUGGAUGCGCGCAAGAGAAGGCGUGCUCUCUUCUGAGUUCUUUGGCGAGGAGCUGGAAACGCUCUACCCUAUCAUUGAAGAUGGUGGCUCCGACUCUGCCGCCUUCGACAACGUGCUCGAGCUGUUGACGAUCAACGGCGUUCUUUCGCUGCCAGAAGCUGUCAUGUUGAUGGUUCCAGAGGCAUGGCAGGGCAACGACCAGAUCGAUGGCGCGAAGCAGGCUUUCUACGAAUGGGCUGCUUGCAUGAUGGAGCCUUGGGACGGCCCAGCACUCUUCACAUUCUCCGACGGUCGAUACUGCGGUGCCAACUUGGACCGAAACGGAUUGCGACCAUGCAGAUACUACGUUCUUGACGAUGACCGGAUCAUCUGUGCCUCCGAAGUAGGCACUAUCGCCAUCGAUCCAACCAAGGUCAUUCAGAAGGGUCGAUUGCAGCCAGGACGUAUGCUUUUGGUCGACACCCAGGCCGGUAGAAUCAUUGAUGAUGCCGAACUCAAGGAGACUGUCUCGAACAGACAGGACUUCAGAGCAUGGCUCGACACUCAAUUACUGGUGAUGCCAGAAAUCUACAGGAAGCUCAUCGAGAAUGGAACAGAUCUUUCUCACAAGCUCACCGAGACUGCGGUGCAGGAAGAUCCGCGUCUGAAGGCUUUCGGCUACUCUUUGGAGCAGGUCACUCUGCUCCUGGCACCCAUGGCAGCUGAUUCGAAGGAGGCGCUCGGUUCCAUGGGUAACGAUGCUCCACUUGCCUGCCUGGCCCAACAACCACGUCUGUUGUUCGAGUAUUUCCGUCAACUCUUCGCACAAGUCACAAAUCCGCCGAUUGACCCUAUCAGAGAGUCGGUGGUCAUGUCUCUUGGCUGCUACGUCGGACCUCAAGGUAACCUGCUUGAACUGAACAAGGAGCAAUGCCACCGACUAUACCUGCCAUCCCCCAUGCUCUCCGUCGAAGAGUUCAACGCGCUUACAAAAAUUCCUACCCUCCACUCUGAUUGGUCUGUCGCGACUGUCGACAUCACAUUCCCCAAGUCUGAGGGCAUCGAAGGCUACUACAACGCUCUUGAUCGCAUUUGCGAUGCUGCCACGGAAGCCAUUGAGAAUGGGGACAAGAUCAUCAUUCUUUCCGAUCGCAAGACGUCUUCCGAGCGCGUAGCAGUCUCGUCACUGCUGGCGACUGGAAUGGUCCACCACCACAUGGUACGCAACAAGUGGAGAUCACAGGCUGCUCUUGUGGUUGAGACUGCUGAGGCUCGUGAGGUACACCACAUGUGUGUGCUGGUCGGCUACGGAGCAGACGCCAUUUGCCCAUAUCUCGCAAUCGAGUGUAUCCUCAAGCUUGAUCGUGAAGGUCUCAUCCGCAAGAAGCUGAGCGGAGAGCAACUCAUUGAAAACUACAAGCACUCCUGUGAUGGAGGUAUCUUGAAGGUCAUGAGUAAGAUGGGUAUCUCCACAUUGCAGAGUUACAAGGGCGCCCAGAUCUUCGAAGCUCUUGGAAUCGACGACAGCGUCGUCGACCGCUGCUUUACUGGUACCGCGACUCGUAUCCGAGGAAUGACGUUCGAACUCAUUGCUCAGGAUGCUUUCGCUUUGCACGAGAAGGGGUUCCCAAGCCGCAACAUCUUGGAGAUUCCUGGUCUUGCAGAGACAGGAGAGUACCACUGGCGAGACGGUGGCGAGCCCCACGUAAACGACCCAGUGUCGAUUGCAAAUAUUCAGGACGCAGUCCGCAUGAAGAACGACAAGUCCUACGAGGCCUACUCACGAUCUGAGUACGAGCAGAUCAAGAACUGCACCCUUCGUGGUCUUCUAGACUUCGAUUUUGAGGCUUGCGCACCCAUUCCAAUCGAGCAGGUCGAGCCAUGGGUUGAAAUCGUCCGUCGGUUCGUCACUGGCGCGAUGUCUUACGGAUCCAUCUCUAUGGAAUCCCACUCCACGCUCGCUGUCGCCAUGAACAGACUUGGCGGCAAGUCCAAUACCGGAGAGGGUGGUGAGGACCCAGAGCGAAGCUUGCCCAUGCAGAAUGGUGACACUAUGCGAUCUGCCAUCAAGCAGAUUGCUUCUGGACGAUUCGGUGUCACGAGCAACUAUCUUGCUGAUGCCGAUGAGCUUCAAAUCAAGAUGGCUCAAGGUGCCAAGCCUGGCGAGGGUGGUGAGCUGCCUGGCCACAAGGUCUCGGGACCAAUUGCAAAGACUCGUCACUCCACGCCAGGUGUCGGUUUGAUCUCCCCACCUCCUCACCACGAUAUCUAUUCCAUUGAGGAUCUCAAGCAGUUGAUUUACGAUCUGAAGUGCUCCAACCCGAGAUCGCGAGUAUCAGUCAAGCUUGUGUCUGAGACUGGUGUCGGAAUCGUUGCCUCUGGUGUGGCCAAGGCCAAGUCUGACCACAUCCUCAUUUCUGGACACGACGGUGGUACUGGAGCUUCUCGAUGGACUGGUAUCAAGUAUGCUGGUCUGCCAUGGGAGCUUGGUCUUGCUGAGACCCACCAAACGCUUGUGCUCAACGACUUGCGUGGCCGUGUUGUCGUGCAAACUGAUGGUCAGCUACGUACUGGCCGCGACGUUGCACUUGCUUGCUUGCUGGGUGCUGAGGAGUUUGGCUUUGCCACAACUCCUCUUAUCGCCAUGGGCUGUAUCAUGAUGCGAAAGUGUCACUUGAACACUUGCCCGGUCGGCAUUGCCACCCAGGACCCAGAGCUUCGCAAGAAGUUCAAGGGUACUCCAGAGCAGGUCAUCAACUUCUUCUACUACGUCUCGAAUGAACUCCGUGCCAUCAUGGCCAAGCUUGGUUUCCGCACUGUCAACGAGAUGGUCGGUCAUACCGAGAUGUUGAAGGUCCGCGAGGAUCUCAGAAAUGCGAAGACCGAGAAUAUUGACCUGUCUUUGAUCCUGACACCUGCGCACACGCUCCGAUCCGGAGUUGCUACCUACAACGUGCGCAAGCAAGACCACAAGCUGCACGUCCGUCUCGACAACAAGCUCAUUGCUGAGUCCGAGUUGGCUCUCGAAAAGGGACUGCCAUGCCGCAUAGAGUGCGACGUUGUCAACACCGACCGAGCUCUCGGAGCCACCCUCUCUUACCAGAUCAGCAAGCGAUAUGGUGAGAAGGGUCUGCCACACGACACUAUUCAUGUCAACAUCCGUGGCUCUGCUGGCCAAUCUUUCGGAGCUUAUCUUGCUCCAGGUGUCACGCUCGAGCUUGAGGGAGACGCAAACGACUAUGUUGGCAAGGGCUUGUCUGGCGGUCGCCUCAUCGUCUACCCGCCGCGCUCAGCAGUCUACAAGGCCGAAGAGAAUGUUAUCAUCGGUAACGUCUGUCUCUACGGUGGCACCCUUGGUACCUGCUUCUUCCGCGGUGUCGCCGCCGAGCGUUUCGCCGUACGAAACUCCGGUGUCACUGCCGUUGUCGAAGGUGUUGGUGAUCACGGUUGCGAGUACAUGACUGGUGGUCGCGUUGUCGUCCUCGGCAGCACUGGUCGCAACUUUGCUGCUGGUAUGUCCGGUGGUAUUGCGUACGUGCUUGACCUGCAUCAGGACUUUGAGGGCAAGGUCAACCAGGAGAUGGUUGAGCUGUCUGGGUUGGAGGACCCGCAUGAGAUUGCCUUCCUGCGCGGUCUCAUUGAGGAUCACCACCACUACACCGGCUCAGAGCUUGCCGCUCGCAUUCUGCUUGACUUCAACCGUGCUCUGCCACACUUCGUCAAGGUCCUGCCGACUGAUUACAAGCGUGUCCUCGAAGAGGAGGCCAAGAAGCAGGCCGAUGCUAAGAAGGCUGAGUAUCCACUUCCAAUCCUUCCUGGAAAUGCCGUACGCAAUCUCCACGAGACCUCUCGUGAGCAUGAGCACGCUGCAGAGAGAAAGAAGGCGAACUUGGCCGAUCUUGAAGAGAGCGUGCCAGAUGCACAAGCCGAGAAGAAGCGUUCUCUGGUUCUUGACAAGACCAAGGGCUUCAUGAAGUACCAACGACGAUCAGAGAAGUAUCGUCCGGCCAAGACUCGUACUCGCGACUGGGCUGAGCUCAGCACUCGUCUGAACGAGGACGAACUGAAGUACCAGACUGCUCGUUGCAUGGACUGCGGUGUUCCGUUCUGUCAAUCCGAUACUGGCUGUCCUAUCUCCAACAUCAUUCCUAAAUGGAACGAAUUGGUGUUCGCAGGCCAGUGGAAAGACGCCUUGAACCGUCUGCUCAUGACAAACAACUUCCCGGAAUUCACUGGACGUGUCUGUCCAGCGCCAUGCGAGGGUGCUUGCGUUCUUGGAAUCAAUGAAGACCCUGUCGGUAUCAAGUCCGUCGAGUGCGCUAUCAUUGACCGCGGCUUUGAGAUGGGCUGGAUGGUGCCAACGCCACCCAAGUUCCGCUCCGGCAAGACCGUUGCCAUCAUUGGCUCUGGCCCCGCUGGUCUUGCCUGUGCCGAUCAACUCAACAAGGCCGGUCAUACCGUCACCGUUUACGAGCGUUCUGAUCGCAUUGGUGGUUUGCUCAUGUACGGUAUCCCAAACAUGAAGCUCGACAAGAAUGUCGUCCAGCGUCGUGUGGACUUUAUGGCUGCCGAGGGCAUCAACUUCAAGACCGGCGUAUUUGUCGGAGAAGGCGAGAUCACUUUCGACUCUCUGCGCAAGGAGAACGACGCGGUAGUCCUUGCCACCGGGGCCACGGUGCCUCGUGAUCUGAAGAUCCCAGGUCGCGACUUGAACGGCAUCCAUUUUGCCAUGCAGUUCUUGCACAAGAACACCAAGUCUCUGCUCGACUCGGAGCUUGCCGACAACGCCUACAUCUCUGCCAAGGACAAGAACGUCAUUGUCAUUGGUGGAGGUGACACUGGAAACGACUGCAUUGGUACUUCCGUUCGCCACGGCGCCAAGUCUGUUAUCAACUUCGAGCUCCUGCCUCAGCCACCAGCUCAGCGCGCCAAUGAUAACCCGUGGCCGCAGUGGCCACGUAUCUACCGAGUUGACUACGGUCACACCGAAGUCAAGACUCACAUGGGCCGUGACCCUCGUGAGUUCUGCAUCAUGUCCAAGGACUUUGUUGACGACGGCAACGGCAACGUCAAGGGAGUCAACAUCAAGCGCCUGGAAUGGACCAAGAACUCUACCGGCGGCUGGGAUAUGAAGGAGAUUGAAGGCAGCGAGGAAUUCUUCCCAGCCGAACUGAUCAUGAUCUCCAUGGGUUUCUUGUCCCCAGAGGAGAAGGUCACCGGAGGACAGAUCGAGCUCGAUGGUCGCAAAAACUUCAAGACUCCACCUGGCAAAUACACCACCAACAUUGAAGGUGUGUUCGCUGCUGGUGACUGCCGUCGCGGUCAGUCACUCAUUGUGUGGGGUAUCAACGAAGGUCGGCAAGCUGCCCGCGAUGUCGACUCAUACCUCACCGGCGUUGGUACCAUGCUGCCAGUCACUGGUGGUAUUGUCAAGCGCCCACCAUACGAGCUUUUGCAGAAGCAGAAUGGUGCCCCGGCAGAGCUCAUCACCGCCGCCGCGUAAGAAGAAGCUCCCUAUGAACAUUCGAUCUGCGAUUUGCACAUUUUAUUUUCCGAACGGUACCCUCGUUUCCAGAUACCCUUUUGCAGCGUUACGUGAGUCGAUAGAGGCCAGCAUAGCAGCAUCAAGCAAGCAAGCAAGCAAGCACGCAAGAGAGAGAGAGAGAGGGAGAGAGAGAGGCGGAACUGUUUGUACGAUGAUGACCUCGCUACGAAACGAAACGGAACGGAACGGGAAAAUGGAGGACGCGGAUGGAUAAUCAUUGACGAUCGUAAUGAAAUCACAAAAAGAGCUAGCAAAAUGGGAAGAAUCAAAGGAGUUGAAUUGCGUUUAGGAUGGAUGAGUUUGAACAUGUUGCGAUGAAUUAAUUGUGGUUGCUCUUGCGUUUUGCGAAUCAAAGAAAGAAAGAAAGAAAGAAUUGGCUGUCUGAAAUACUUGUUUUUGAUUCUUUUUUUUCGAUUGCUGCUAUAUAUAUAUGUACACGGAGAGAGAGGAAAUUAAGUGUCUACUACAUAUGAGAGUAGCACUUUGUUUUUCAAAUACAUCUUUCGCUCAC